AGGCAACACAAAUGAUGUCUCCACCUGCAACCGUGGAGGCUUUGGCAUUUUUCUUCUUCUUUCCCAUUCUGCUGCCUACCCCAUGAAGGUUGGAGUAGCUGCCCUCGCAGCCGGAAUCCUCGGCGGCACCGGUGUCUUGCUCUUUCUCAUCGCUUUUGGUACAGAUUAUUGGCUUCUGGCUACGGAGACCUGUGGUGUCUUCGAGCAUGGGAACAGCACUCUGCAGACCGAGGAGGCUGAAACGCUGACAGAAGUCAGGAAGGAGAUCCUCACUUUCCAUCACGAGGGCUUCUUCUGGCGGUGUUGGUUUUUUGGCAAGGGUCACCCAGAGACCAUCUGGACCUUCUGGUACACCAGCCAAGCACAUCCCAAGCUCUGCACCCACGGCUACCUCUUCCCCAUGCCCAUUGCUCUCGGACCUUUCCCUCAUCCUUCCUAUGACACAACUGCAGUGUACAGAGGCUUCUGGACGGCAUUCAUCGUGCUGGCUGUCGCCACUGGGCUGGUGGGAGGGCUGCUGUUGGUGUGCGGCGUGCCCUUUGUCAGCCCUCGGUCCUACAAAAUUGGAGGCGGAUUCCUCCUCUUCUCGGGAGGCUUAUUUCUCCUGCUCAUAUUUCUCUUUGUGAUAUGGAAGGAGUUUGCCGCUGAUUUUCAGAAGUACAUCCUUCUGGAGAGAAGUGAGAAGUGCAUGGACGAUGUACCCGUGCAUGUGUAUUACGGGUGGUCAUUCAUGUUCGCCGCAGGGGGAGUGCCCCUGGUUUUACUUUCCGGACUGAUCUUCUACUUGGUCGGCAGAGACAUUAUGAAAUCCCUGGAGUAAGAAAAAUUUGGAGAAGGUCUUUGAGAAAAUUGGUGAUACUCUUUGCAAUGAAGCACACAGGACUAGAUUAUUUUUGUGGCUAUAAUUGUCAGCAUAGAUGCAUGACUACACUCACUCUUGCAUGGAGGCAGUGAUGGAGCGCUGAGCAUCCAACCACUGUCAGUCCAAAACCAGACCCAGCUGAAUGUCCAGCUUCAG
Messenger RNA from Strigops habroptila (Kakapo), 1018 nucleotides. RefSeq names its product transmembrane protein 182-like. The record is from RefSeq and is a predicted model, not a curated record. NCBI's taxonomy places the organism in Eukaryota, Metazoa, Chordata, Aves, Psittaciformes, Psittacidae. Bases 83 to 820 code for a protein of 245 amino acids. Gene Ontology annotation, cellular component: membrane. The transcript has 6 exons.